AACAUGAUCGAGGACGACUGCACCGAUGGCGGAAUCCCUCUUGCAAACGUCAACAGUGCAACCCUCGCCAAGGUUAUCGAGUACUGCAAGAAACACGUCGAAGCAGCCGUCGAAGCCAACGCCGGAGACAAAGACACCUACGGUGCUAACGAAGACAUCGAGCUCAAGACUUGGGACGCCGAUUUCGUCAAAGUCGACCAGCCUCUCCUCGUUGAUCUCAUACUUGCUGCAAACUUUCUGAUCAUCCCUGGACUUCUUGACCUAACGUGCAAGACUGUGGCCGAUAUGAUGAGAGGCAAGACUGUGCUUCAGAUUCGCGAAAUCUUCCACAUCAAGAACGACUACACAGAUGCGGAAGAAGCUGAGGUUCGCAAGGAGAAUGCAUGGGCCUUUGAGUGACUUGAA
Molecule: messenger RNA, 405 nt
Organism: Brassica oleracea var. oleracea
Lineage: Eukaryota; Viridiplantae; Streptophyta; Magnoliopsida; Brassicales; Brassicaceae
Product: SKP1-like protein 3
Exons: 2
Biological process (GO): SCF-dependent proteasomal ubiquitin-dependent protein catabolic process
Cellular component (GO): cytoplasm; nucleus
Molecular function (GO): cullin family protein binding
Source: RefSeq, a predicted model, not a curated record